Spirometra erinaceieuropaei is the source of this 6921-nucleotide messenger RNA. NCBI's taxonomy places the organism in Eukaryota, Metazoa, Platyhelminthes, Cestoda, Diphyllobothriidea, Diphyllobothriidae. The record is from the annotation of a GenBank genome assembly.
AUGACCCAUCUGGUAGACCCCAGUGGUGGACCAGCUGCGCCAGGUGCGUCUGUGCGCAUGUUCGUGUUUCCGGUCCCAGCUGGUGGUUAGGGUUAUGGUUGGCUGAAUGAAGGCAAACGAGCCCGAAACAGUGCUGUAUCAAUCUACCCCCCAGACUCUGUCGUAUCCGCUCUGCUAUCAUAGCUUGGCCGACUUCGACCUGGUAGGUGGUUGCCUGUUCGUGACCCCUAUCGCCCAUACGAAGUUUGUUUGCUUCGGGAAGCCAAUGGAUCGGUGUGCGCCCAUUCCUGAGUGAAUAUAUAUAUUUCGAAAGAAAUAAGCUCUUUGGGAAAGAUUAACAAGUUUUAUUGUAAAUUUUCGAUCUUGGUUCCCCAAGUCCUCUUCAGACGUGAAGUAAGUGUGCAAAACAGUCAACAUUUAAACAUGCCGAAAAAAUUGAUUUUGCCUUGUCAUUCCUGCUGGUGCAUCGUUCUGAUUGGUUAAUGCCUUUUCCACUUUUCCUUGAGGCUGUUGUACACCGCAUCUAAUUCUACGUAUCGGUUGAUGCAUGAAUUAUCAGAAUGGAUGGCCUCUAAAAAUUCACGGCCCUUUUUAGAUGAACAUUUACAUUCAGCCCUAUCUCCUCCAGCAAACAUGUGCUCGCUGUUUCCAUUGCAAUCGUGACAGACGAAACGUGCCAUGCAGCUUGGUGCACGUGGCAGCAUAAGGUCGUGCGUGGCACAUCACUGCAAUCCUCACGACAGUAAAUCUGACGGGUUUGAAUGUACUACGGCGCGACAAAAGCCGUGGCUUGGAAGUUUGCGAACUGACGGAAUAAUUCGGUCCUCCGUAGGACCGCGACUCAGCCUGUAAUGACUUUUUCAAUGUGGUCUUUGUGAGACUCCCACCGAUCAGAAGGUCGAGUCGCCCUUACUGGCAUACCCUGAGGGGACCAGAUCAUGAACGUGGCACGCGUAGACAGGUUCUUUAGGUCCGUCAGUCACUGCACCAGCGUCCAUCCCUGAUGGUCUUGACUCUUUGCUGUUACCAGAGCAGAGUGCAGAACUCAUGAAACACUGAUUAACAUUAUUAGAUUAGAUUGGGAAUCCGGGAGACCGCUUCAACGAGGCUUCGGCAAUGACUGGCAUGAGAUGCAACCGCAGGCUGAUUCAUGCGUCGCAACAGGGCAGUUUUUAGUUGAGAGCCCUAGCAGCCACCUGCGGCUUCUUGACGCUCAUGAUACAAUGCAAAAGAAAUGGAUCACUGGAAUGGAAGCACAGUGACUUAACUGGAAUUUCCAAUCAGUUUAUCUAUCGUGGAUAGGUGACUGCCUACCAAACUGCGCAAAUACCUAAAGAAAUACCACAAAGGCAAUAUUUUGUAAAGGCUAACGUAUGCUCUUCCCCCGACAUUUCGACUGUCGUUGUCGAUGGUGUUCACCGUGUGAUCCACAACAAGGUGACUUGUGCGCGAUUUAGUUUCUAGUGAAUGUAGGCUUGCACAGCAUCUACCGCACUCUCUCCUCCCCCACCUGGACCCGGUGUCAAGAUAGAGUCAAGAAAACCGGAGGCGGGGGAGGGCGCAGUUGAAUGGCACGGUCGAGCCUGUACCUUGUCGCUCCACUCCACACCCCCUGGUCCACACAACAGAUUACCAGGUUUUCGACCAACAACAACAACAAUGGGGGGAGGGCGACAGGGGUCCCAGCGUGCGCGACGUCUGCCGGUUACCGACUGUGCCGCCGCAACCCGAAAUGUCGGAAUUCGUUAUGGUGGGCAUUCCGAUAACGCCUGCCAGAAUCCGAUAUGGCCCGCGUGUUGGUCCAGCGUAUCUACCUAGUGGCUCGUUUGGGGGAGCAAGAGAGAUGUCAACAACGCCCCGAUAUUCCCAGCCGGCCACCCAUGCAAGUACUAACCGGACCCAACGUACUUCGGUGAUUGGACGAGAACCGGUGCUUUCUACGUGGUAUGGUCGUUGACACUCUUCCCCGAAAUAUAACAAUCAAACAGAGUGGAAUUCCCCGAAAAACUAAUGUAAGAAGUAAAGUUUCAGCAUACCCUUCGAGGAUUGUUGCGUCUACUUGGAAAGGCCAGUAUCCUUCCGCCCAAUCUGCUCGAAAAAAAUCUGCCAAAAAACGUCAACAGGAAGAUAUUACAUGCAUGGAAACAAAGUUUCACCGUGCCUGUCUUUCCGGAUGCUUGCAGACGCCUGUGCUUAGAGGUCGACUGUCAAACUGCUUGUCUAUCAAAUGUGUGACCUGUGUAUACACGAGCGUGAGACAGUUUGAUCCAAUCUGUGGGCUCACCCUGUUCGUGUUUUUCCAUCCGCUUUGGGAUUAAGGGUUCGCCUUAAGGAGGUCUAGGUAACCAAUGGCAUCGCAUAGCGAUCACAAGUCUCUGACAUAAUAACUAUUCGGCAAAGCGGCGGCAUGAGCUCACGCAAAUAAGCCGUUUCACAGGCCUCCUUGAAGGGGAGACGCAAUUGCCGGCAUGAACUGUUAGCGGUCAGAUGUUAGAGUGGAAUUUGCCUCAGUCUGGUUGAGGCAGCACCACAAGUACGGCGCGUGCGAGGCAGGGUGGAGGGCGUUCGACUAGGUGCCUGGCCGGCCAUAACGUCCGACCUCAUAUCCUGCCUUCCUGGGCGUAGAACACGAGAGGAGGAGGAGGGGGGGGGGGAGGAGACGGCCGAGUAAGGCCAAUGUUACGAAGGCCACCUCGCUGGUAAUUCGGAGCACGCGAAAGUUGCUGCUGCCUCAAACCCCCACCUCCCUGUUCCGCCCUGCUGGUUCUCGUCGAUCGCGAUGGACGACGACUCGCUGAACUGCCGUGUGCAGUGGGGCAUUUUUAGCAGUGUGUGUCUGUGCGUGUGUGUAUGCGUGUGUUCAUCUACCACUGCCUGGGUAAGCGUGUGUCUCUCCGGCGUUCCUGGUUAGCCAGGCACUCGAGAGCUAACCUCUGUUAUGAUACACCGAAUAGGGUUAAAAAUGGAAACGACAAAGAUUCACAUCUGCGAACUGUUUGUCUACACCGCUGAGGGCUUGGUAGUUUUAAACUGACGACCGAAGCGAGUAAGGAGCUCGUCUUUGGUGACUCGGUGGUCAACCAGCGGACAAGCAUUUCGACUUCUGGUCCGGACUCAAAGUUAAUUUUUGCACUGAAACGAAGAUCCUGUCGGUAGCAAAAACUUGAUUGUCUUCUAGUCCGAGCAAAGACAUCAGACAGAAUGGUAUUGCCGUGAAAGACAAGAGAGACUGGAAUGGCCGCUUCUGGCUUACUAGGCGUCGUCGGCCAGUCGUACCCGACCCCGAAGUGUGGAACAUCUGGGGCUCGAAGUCGCGAGCUGUUAGUUAGAAGUCCAAUGCCUCUUUCUGUAUCCUGAUCCUGGUCAGAUGUGGUUAUGUAGACCCACCUAAAGUAAACAAACUCCAGCCACUUUUAAUGUGGGAGCGGUGGUAGUGGGGGUUUUUACAGGUGGAGUCGGGGAACGCACAGGCGACAAGGUCAGGUAAGUGUAUUCAAAGAAGAGCUAUUGGGAAUUCACGGUUAUACUUUGAGUGGUUGAAUAAUAGUUGCCCUAACCCUAAGCCCUAACCCCACCCCUAACCCUUAACCUAAGCCCUAAACCCUAACCCUGAAACAUCCAGUGCGAAAGUUAGAAAGUCAAGAAGGACCACCGGUAUUGGUCCAAAAAAUAGACACGACAACAAAGAAACAAGGCCGCCAAUAGAACACACACCGCAACGCACAGAAACUCUAUGUCAUCGUAAUCACACCCCCUCGAAAUACUUAAAUAGGUCAACCGUAUUGUGCCCAUCAGGUGCGGCUACAUAACCACAGUUUACUCAUUCAUUCGUGCUUGCAGAAGUUGGCCGGUUUCUCCAACGUAAUUGCACACCCCGCAGCCGCACUGAAGGCGGUGGACAACGGCCAAAUUCACUUCUUUAGGGUUUGAAUAGUCAAAAUCGUCAUUCGAAACGUCAGACCCAAAAUAAACCAUUCCUGAUGAACGACCCUUUUUCUUUUGACCGCCCAAAUGGAAAUCGCAUUUUCUUUUCCACUGAUAUCGCUUUUUCCCUGCUUUACAAGGUUGAGGAAAAUUAUGCCCUUGCCCAGCGGUGUGGUUUCCCUGGGCUCGGCUGAUGCGUCCUUUUGGAAUGAACCAUCGGUUGUGUGUAGUCACUCAAAGAUGAGGAUAUUGGGCCCCUAAACGAGCGCGCUCUGUCGAUCACUGCAGUGCUAAAUCUCGUGUUGGUGGCUGUGUGGAAAGCGCACCGUUUUAUAAAGUUAAAGGCAUUUUUCAGUUCAAUCCCCUAGUUCCAUUCCGGAAGAUCUGCUUAGAUUUCCAUAGGGCAAAAUAAUGAAUGUCGGCAGACGCCAAAGCACUUUUCCUCAUAAUAUUCUUCUCUUUGUACGUCGAAACCGGGGUGUAGAGGUGUCAGCGGUGGGUUCACGUAAUGGUCGUGGUGGUCGCUCACUUGCUUACAGGUGAGACUGCGCCUAGCGUCCAUUUGCUGGCACUCAACUCUCACCUGUGGCUCCACGUAGCUGGACUCUGCACAGCGGCCACACCCCGGGCAACCGUGUCGACCGGCCGGCUAAACCAGGUGAGGGGGCCCUGUGCGCUGUGCCGUGUGCACAGGGUUUGCGGAUUCCGCUGGAUGGAAGGUCGGGUGGAACCUUGCGUCGGCACCAUCGUGACGUGGUUCGUCUCUGCACGCCGCUGGACAGCCGGUGACGGGAUGGAUCUCCACAUCGACAUCGCCUUGACGCGCCCACCUACGCCGUCGGAGACUGCGGCCUACGGCGAAUUCGAGUCGCUCUCCACCACAGCCUGAAGUCGUGUUCCCAUAGUGGAGUUCGGCCGUGCCACAACGGCACAUGGCAGCCCUAUUAAGGGAUGGCACUGCCAGCCCCCACGAGGGAAGGGCCUCGAAAAGCUGGCCUAAACAUUGCUGGGUACCACGCCGUCUCCAGGCUAGCCAGGGCUGCAGACAUCUUAUCAUGGUCGAAACAAUCAAAAUCGAAACAACAACAAUACCAAUAACAACAACAACCAUACUCAUUCUCCUCAUCCUACCUCUUCUUCCUCUUCCUCUGCCUAUUCUUCUCCUUCGUCACCUUCUUCUCCAUCUCCUUCCCGUCGCCCCACUCGCUGUCACCAGACUGACAGGGUGAGCCCGCUCACUCUGGCAGCCUGGAAUGUUCGUUCCCUUUUAGACAAUCCGAGGAGCAACCGACCGGAACGGAGGACGGCGCUUGUGGCACGAGAACUGGCGUGCUACAAGGUGAACAUCGCCGCACUCAGCGAGACCCGAUUCUCCGAACAAGGCCAACUGGAGGAGGUGGGUACCGGCUACACCUUCUUCUGGAGCGGUCGACCCAGGGCAGAGCGACGGGACGCGGGUGUCGCCUUCGCCAUUCGGAACGACAUCGUGAGACGACUGCCCUGUUUGCCGCAGGGCAUCAACGAUCGCCUGAUGAUCCUCCGUCUGCCUCUCCGGGGUGGGGGCAAAGUCGCCACCAUCAUCAGCGCCUACGCUCCGACGAUGACCAACCCCGACGCCGUCAGAGACAAAUUCUACGAGGACCUGCACGCCCUCAUGGCGACUGUGUCGAAGGCGGACAAGUUGAUUGUCCUUGGUGACUUCAACGCCCGCGUCGGCACGGACCAUACUGCCUGGAAAGGAGUGCUGGGUCCCCACGGUCUCCGCGGCUCAAACGACAAUGGUCUGCUGCUUCUCCGCACCUGCGCAGAACACCGCCUCAUCCUGACGAACACGUUCUUCUGUCUGCCGGAGCGAGAGAAGGCCACCUGGAGGCAUCCUCGGUCGCGCCAGUGGCACCUACUGGACUAUGUCCUCGUCUGGAGGCGAGAUCAGCGGGACGUGCUGGUGACGAAGGCGAUCGCAAGUCCGACCAUCGUCUCGUCAUCUCGAAGAUGCGUAUUCGUCUACAGCCUCGCAGGAGACCUCAAGGUAAGCGACCCCCAGGUAAGCUGAAUGUUGCCUUGUUGUCUUUGCCCGCUCACCAUCUUCAUUUCAGCAAUGAGCUAGCUCAACGGCUAGACAACCUCCCCAUCGCCGAUGCCACCGCUGCCGAGAACGCCUCCGUGGAGAACCGCUGGUGUCAACUGCGAGACACGGUCCAGUGGACGGCGCUCGCCGUCCUCGGUCGCGCUCCCCGCCAACACCAGGACUUGUUCGACGACAACGACGCCGCCAUCAGAAAUCUGCUUGCUGAGAAGAACCGCCUACACAAAGCCUACGUAGAUCACCCCACUGAUGCCAGCAAAGUUGCCUUCUACCGCAGUCGCCGACAGCUUCAGCAACGACUGCGCGAGAUGCAGGACGCCUGGACUGCUCGCAAAGCUGAGGAGAUCCAAGGGUACGCGGACCGCAACGAAUGGAAGAACUUCUUCUCCGCGAUCAAAGCUGUCUACGGUCCGCCGACGAAGGGCACCGCUCAUCUCCUCAGCGCCGACGGCAACACUCUCCUGACUGAGAAGACGCAAAUCCUGCAGCGAUGGGCCGAGCAUUUCCGAGGCGUCCUCAACCGCCCCUCCGUCAUCUCCGACGCCGCCAUCGAGCGUUUGCCGCAAGUGGAGACCAACGUGGACCUCGACCUCCCGCCAUCUCUCCAGGAGACCAUCAGGGCCGUGCAACAGCUCUCCAGCGGGAAAGCACCCGGAUCGGACGCAAUCCCUGCCGAGGUCUACAAGCACGGAGGUCCCCAACUCAUGGAUCACCUGACUGCGCUCUUCCAGGAGAUGUGGCGUCAAGGUGAAGUCCCGCAAGAUUUCAAGGACGUAACAAUCGUGCACCUAUACAAGCGCAAAGGGAAUCGCCAAGUCUGCGACAAUCACCGUGGCAUCUCCUUGCUGAACAUCGCCGGGAAGAUCUUCGCUCGCAUCCUUCUCAACCGCCUCAAUAACCACCUGGAAUAG